AUGGACGCAGAUUCUUCACUUUCUGACAUGGGGAUCGACUAUUCAUUCGAUGAUGACGAAGAAAACCCCCUAUCUACAGAAAUCACUGCUGCUCCAACAAGACAGAGAAUAAUUUGGGAAGAAUGGGGCCAGUGGACUCCUUGUGAUCGAACAUGCGACGAAGGGCAUCGAGAGCGAUUCCGAACUUGCCAAGAUCGUGAUCUCUGUCCGACUGGAAGCUAUGAAACUGAAGAAUGCGACCUUGGCUACUGCGCUAGAAUGACUGGUUGGUCCCUUUGGACUCCUUGUUCGGCAUCAUGUGGAAAGGGAAAUGUUCGAACGAGGAAAAACUACUGCGAUCGAAUUGGAAACUAUGGAAAGGUCUGCCCAGAGGUGAAAAAUAUGACUGACGUUCUUAUCGAGAAAGAACCGUGCCUUGCCUCUGAAUGCCCCUAUUUUGCUCAAUGGUCUGUUUGGUCUAGCUGCGAAUUUGAUGGUCCUUGUCCUUUUACUGGUGGAAGAAAUCGAACAAGAAAAUGCAACUUCGGCUCUGUUGGCGACGAAGGGUGUAUUGGAGAUUUGAUAGAGCUAGAGAUCUGCCACCAUGACGAUUGCGGAUACUGGUCGGAAUGGGAGCCCUGGUCAAAAUGCACGGCAACAUGUGAUGCUGGAAAGCGAGCUAGGCAAAGGAUCUGCAUCAACGGCAAAAUUGGUGAUGUAGGAUGCCCUUACGACGAAGAAACUGAUUUAGAACGAUGUAAUGAUCAGGCUUGUCCUAAAUGGUCAGUUUGGAGCUCAUGGUCAGAAUGCGAAUCAGAAUGUGGCCCUUCUCUGACAUCAAAGAGUCGAGUUUGCCUUGGUGCUCCUUUUGGAUCAAAUGAAUGUCCAGGGAUUUCUGAAAAGACAAAAAUCUGUGAAUCAAAAUGUCUUUCAAGCCAGAAAUGCGAGGAAAAUGUCUGCGUGUGCAAUGAAGGAGCUGGCUGGGUACUCGAUACUGAUCUAGACGAAUGCGUUCGCCCGCAACCUUGUCUAGAAUGCCACGACAACGCUGUCUGUAAUGUUGAUAUGGCGACAUGUCACUGUAACAAUGGCUAUGAAGGCGAUGGAUACAGAUGUUUCGACUACAACGAGUGUGCUCUUAAACUUCAUAACUGUGACGAACUGGCAAAAUGCAAGAAUACAGAGGGAGGUUAUGAAUGUAUUUGUCCAAAUGGGUUCGAAUCUGAUUCUACGGGCAACAAAUGUCUUGAUAUCAAUGAGUGCUCUAGAGGAACUCAUAAUUGCCACGCCCCGGAAGAUUGGGCCGCGACGGGAGAAGAAACAAGGGUCAAAUACGGACUCUACAGUUCCACUUGUACGAACAAAAUCGGUGGGUUUGAAUGCGAGUGCCUUGCGCCAGAGUUUUACGGAAACGGAACUCACUGCGAACAAGCGGCUCCGUCAAUUAUGGCAGCAGCCGUUUAUCAAUUAGGAAAGAAACUGGUUGUAGAGGACAAUGCUCGUAGAACGAUUGAUAUCGACACGUGUGGCGCAAUUGACGGAACAAUCGAAGUAUCUGUUCUGCUCGCUGGCAAGGCUCCGUUCAAUAUAGAAGUAGAUACUAUUGCCAAUCCAUAUGCUGUGACUGCUCUGAAUAACGUCAUUUUUGAUUCUCCCUUUGAAAUGCGUCUGAGAAUAGAAGGCAUCACCUCCGAGCCACUGCAUGUUGACGAUGAAAUUUAUUUGGUGAAUGUUUCCGACUAUCAGUACAGUACCGAAUUCAAAGGAAGCGAUCUGCCUAUCAAAGCAAACACAACGACUCAGUUCCAACUUCGAAUUGGAAAUCGAAAAUGCCUUCAGCUUUCCAAAUUUUCAACAGCAAAGUCGGUUAACUCAGAUUCCUUGCUUUACCAAAAAUUUGUCAUUACAAUCGACAAGCCUUCAUCAUCGCCCAUCUUUGGACAUAUUAUCAAGAAACUGCAUCUUUUGAGCGAAAGCUUCUUUCAGAGCGACUUUAGAUUUCUCGCGACCGAGACGAUUGGAAUCAGAAGUAUUGGAAAUGCAACUUCAAUAGACAGUGUUUUCAUAUUUGAAUCUGACGAUGCAGCGACAAACGCAAAGUCUGUCCCUGAAAUAACAAAAGACUUUGUGGCAAUUUUCUUGGAUUACGUUGUCGAAGAAUUUGCGCUCAAUCGAGAGUCUGUAAAAAUCGAGCUUCUUGGUGAAGCAAAAUCGCCUUCUGGAGUAUUUUUGAUUCUUCUCACCGCUGUAUUUGGCAUCAUAAUAAUAAGCGCGUCGAGUUUUAUUUCCUUCUGCACUUGGCCGACGAAUUUCACAGUCUUGAACGAAUCUGGAAGAACGGAAGCAGACAGUCAAUCUGUGAUCUCUUUCUUGUCCGGGCCGCUCAUUUUACUACUCGAGGCUACAGUGACAAGUUGGGUUUGGGUCGACUACUCCUCUUUUGGAGCGCCAUUUUUGACCAAAUCUGAAGCACUCAGCACUUGUUUACUCAUAAGCGCUGUUUUUGGCUUGGUUUUCUUGAUAUUUUUCUGCAUUUGUAAUGUUAUCCGAGCGAGAUAUGCAGCGGAACUUGUCAAUUUGCAUUUCACUUUUGAAGUGACGAUUUAUUUAGUAAUAUUAAUUCUUUUCCAGCUUCCUUCAAAUUUCUUCGUCUACUUCUACUCCGUCCGUUUCAAAAACCCUGCUUCACCAAUGCCUACUUCCUACAUCAUCAAGCCGCUGCCGAUGUUCAUUUCUUGGCUCUUACUCAUCACGACCACAGUCCCGAAAUUCGUCGACUACCUCCACAUUUCUCGCAGUUUCUGUACGAAAAUGCAUCUUUCGGCGAUGGUUUUCAUGAUGCUCCUUUUUUCUCCCGUCGGCUCCCUUGUUCAACUUAUCAGUACUGUCUUCACCUCCCAGACAGUAACGAUCGCCGAGAGUUUCAACCAUAAAAGGACAGUAGUCGACGGACUGAAGCUUCAAAAUGCACUGAGUUUGCUUGACUCAAUGGAAAAUAUUCAAAAUCAUUAUGGAGAAGACCCUCGGCUUGUUCGACCAACCGAUUAUUUGAUGGAGUGGUACUCAAAUCGGCAUUACAAUUGCGUCUAUCAAUCAAAUAUGAACAUCUACGGGAUGCCUUUUUCCAAUGACUGCCUCAAUCCUUUCGACUGGAUGAUUUUGAUAACUUCAAUUGGCCAAAUCUGUGCAGUUUAUGCAUUCUGUUAUUUUUUCAAUCGCCUGCUCAAUGUCAUUCAGCAAAUUCGAAAUGUAUAA
Oikopleura dioica is the source of this 3234-nucleotide messenger RNA. The record is from the annotation of a GenBank genome assembly. Lineage: Eukaryota; Metazoa; Chordata; Appendicularia; Copelata; Oikopleuridae.